Messenger RNA from Nematocida homosporus, 1023 nucleotides. RefSeq names its product ribonucleoside-diphosphate reductase subunit M2. The record is from RefSeq and is a predicted model, not a curated record. Gene Ontology annotation, biological process: deoxyribonucleotide biosynthetic process. Lineage: Eukaryota; Fungi; Microsporidia. The transcript has a single exon. Gene Ontology annotation, molecular function: oxidoreductase activity. Bases 1 to 1023 code for a protein of 340 amino acids.
AUGUCAGAAUUACAGAUAUCCGAAAGAACAAACAACGAAGAAAAAGCCAUUGAAUCACAAAGAGAGCCUAUUUUAGAAGAGUCUAGCAACCGAUUCGUGAUUUUCCCGAUUGAAUAUUACGAUAUUUGGGCGUCUUAUAAGAAUGCAGUAGCGAGCUUUUGGACAGUCGAGGAAGUUGAUUUGAGCGCCGACUUAGCCGACUGGGAGAAGUUAAAUGAGAAGGAAAGACACUUCAUUAAGUAUGUUUUGGCCUUCUUUGCUGCUUCAGAUGGAAUUGUGAAUGAAAACUUGGUCGAGCGAUUUGCCUCAGAGGUGCAGAUUAGUGAAGCACGUUGUUUCUAUGGGUUCCAAAUCAUGAUUGAGAACAUUCAUGCUGAAAUGUACUCUUUGCUUAUUGAUACGUACAUUAAGGAUACAGAGGAAAAGAACUUCUUAUUCCAGGCAAUGGAUAACAUUCCGGUGAUUAAGAAGAAGGCGGAUUGGGCUUUAAGAUGGAUUUCAGACAAGGAAGCAACCUUUGCCGAACGACUUGUAGCUUUUGCUUGUGUAGAAGGUAUCUUCUUCUCGGGGUCGUUUGCUUCAAUCUUUUGGUUGAAGAAGCGAGGACUAAUGCCUGGACUGACCUUUUCUAAUGAGCUGAUUAGUCGAGAUGAAGGUUUGCAUUGUGAUUUUGCCUGUUUGCUUCACUCACAUCUGAACAACAAGUGCCGGUACAUAAAAAAGAUAGUCUCUGAGGCUGUAGAGAUAGAAAAGGAGUUCCUCACUGACGCCCUUCCGGUUUCCCUCAUUGGAAUUAAUGCUGACACUAUGGGGCAAUACAUCGAGUUUGUAGCUAAUCGGUUAUUGGUGGCUCUUGGUGAAGAAAAGAUCUACAAUGCUCAGAAUCCCUUUGACUUCAUGGAGCGAAUAUCUCUACGGGGAAAGACUAACUUCUUUGAAAAGAAGGUUGGUGAGUACCAGAAGGCCAAUGUAGGGGUAAAGAAUGUCCAGACACAAGGGUUUGCCAUUGAUGAAGACUUUUAG